AUGAACUCUGAGGGCCGCUAUAGACCAGCGUGUUGACGAGGGAGUGCGCGUCUUACCAGCUGCAUGUUCCCUCGGCAUAAUGAACACUCGGCACAGAGGAAAGACAUGACGCGGUCGGUGUGCUGAAUAAAAGAUCAUAAGGGAAAACAGCUCUAAUCGGUUUCGUCCAAAUAUCUGGGAUAUACUUUGUGAAUUUAGGCCAUUGGGCCUCGGCUGGAUUUUUUUUUUUCUUUUGACUUACAGACAAAUCGGUGGAAAUCGCGGAGAAAACAGUCUGAUAGAACAAUGAAAGGACGAACGCUGCUGUGUUUUGCCCUCGUUUUCUUUUCCUCGGCGACUGGACAAGUAAGCUACACGAUACCGGAGGAAAUGCCAAAGGGAUCAUUAGUGGGUAACAUAGCGCAUGAUUUAGGUUUGGAAACCAAGCGCCUAAUGUCUGGCAAAGCCCGCAUUUACACCUCUGACCACGACGAAUACAUCGAGCUGAACAGAGAAAGAGGAGUCCUCCUCGUUAAAGAGAGAAUCGACAGAGAGCUGAUCUGCAAGCAGACGACGCCCUGCGCCUUGCAUUUUCAGAUCAUUCUGGAAAAUCCCAUGCAGUUUUACACGAUCACUGUCCAGGUCACCGAUAUUAAUGAUAACCCACCGACAUUUGAAGGAGACAAAAUUGAAUUAAAAAUGAGCGAGUCAGCGGUGGUUGGAUCAAAAUAUGAACUGGAAAGGGCUCUUGAUCUGGAUGUGGGAAGAAAUGGUCUUCAAAGGUAUGAAUUAAAACCGACAGAUAAUUUUGCUCUAAAUUCGCAUAGUAAAAUUGAUGACAGUAAAAACGUUGAGAUGGUGUUACAGAAGCCUUUAGAUAGAGAGAAACAGGAUCAGAUAAAUCUGGUGUUGACAGCUAUAGAUGGAGGAGAGCCGCAUAUGUCAGGAACGAUGCUGAUUGUUAUCACAGUUUUAGAUGCAAAUGAUAAUGCUCCUGUUUUUACACAGAAAACUUAUAAAGCUACAGUCCGUGAAAACUCAUCAGUUGGAACAAAUGUUGCAACUGUGAGAGCGACUGAUGCGGAUCAGGGCUCCAACAGUAAAAUAACAUAUUCCAUAACAAAUAAAUUGGAUAAUGUGAGGAAAAUCUUUAAUAUAAAUUAUGAAAAUGGGGACAUUACUUUAAUUGGAAAUUUAGACUUUGAAGAAUCGCGUAAUUUUCAAAUAAAUUUACGUGCAAGUGACGAAGGAGGGUUAACUGAUUAUUCUAAGUUAAUUGUUGAUGUGCAGGAUGUGAAUGACAACCAGCCAGAAAUUAACAUAAUGUCAAAGUCAAACGUGAUAGCAGAAGAUGCCACUCUUAACACUGUGGUUACAAUGAUCCAUAUUGAAGACAAGGACACAGGGGAUAAUGGGAAAAUUAACUGUUUUAUUAGCGAGAAUGUAGAAUUUACAUUGGAGUCGUCAGCUAAUAACUUUUACAGCUUGGUGACAGACAGUGGACUAGACAGAGAAAAACACCCUGAGUAUAACAUCACAGUGACCUGCUCUGAUGAAGGAGUCCCCUCCCUCUCCAGCAGCGUCACCCUCACCUUGCAGAUCUCUGAUGUGAAUGACAACGCUCCUGUCUUUGAGAGGAGCUCCUAUGAGGCCCACAUUGUAGAAAACAACACACCAGGUCUCUCUAUAUUCACAGUGAAAGCCACAGAUGCUGACUGGAACCAGAAUGCCCGUGUUUCUUACAUACUGGAGGACUCCUCUGUUAACGGAGUACCAGUCUCCUCAUAUGUGUCCGUCAGUGCUGAUAGUGGAGUCAUCCAUGCAGUGCGCUCUUUUGACUACGAGCAGAUCAAAGAUUUCCAGUUCCGCAUCAAAGCGCAAGAUGGAGGCUCUCCUCCACUCAGCAGCAACGUGACUGUGAAAAUGCUGAUCCAGGACCAGAACGAUAACCCUCCUCAGGUUCUGUACCCGGUCCAGACUGGUGGCUCUGUGGUAGCUGAAAUGGUGCCUCGUUCAGCAGAUGUGGGCUACCUGGUGACUAAAGUGGUGGCUGUAGAUGUGGACUCUGGACAGAACGCCUGGCUCUCCUAUAAACUGCAGAAAGCCACAGACAGGGCGCUGUUUGAAGUGGGCUCACAGAAUGGAGAAAUAAGAACAAUCCGUCAGGUGACUGAUAAAGAUGCUGUGAAACAGAGACUGACUGUGAUAGUGGAGGACAACGGGCAGCCCUCUCGUUCAGCUACAGUCAUUGUUAACGUGGCGGUGGCGGACAGCUUCCCUGAAGUGCUGUCCGAGUUCACUGACUUUCCUCACGAUAAGGAGUACAAUGACAACCUGACUUUUUACUUGGUCUUGGCUCUGGCUGUGGUCUCCUUCCUCUUCAUCACGUGUUUAGUGGUUAUUAUAUCAGUCAAGAUCUACAGAUGGAGACAGUCUCGCAUCCUGUAUCACUCCAACCUCCCUGUGAUUCCAUAUUAUCCUCCACGUUACUCAGACACUUUGGGAACAGGGACUCUGCCACACGUGUACAAUUACGAGGUGUGCAGGACCACUGACUCCAGAAAGAGUGACAAUAAGUUUGGAGGAGCUGGUGGUCAGAACGUGUUGAUAAUGGACCCCAGUUCUACAGGAACCAUGCAGCGGAUACAGAGUGAGAAGAGCAUCCUGGAUGAACCUGACUCUCCUAUAGAGGUUAGUUAUUAUAGUCAGAUAUGUAUUUGUUACAGUUCUACAACUAUUUAUUUUUUCAUUUGAAUAUUUUGUUCCCAC
Molecule: messenger RNA, 2748 nt
Organism: Fundulus heteroclitus (mummichog)
Lineage: Eukaryota; Metazoa; Chordata; Actinopteri; Cyprinodontiformes; Fundulidae
Product: protocadherin gamma-A2-like
Exons: 1
Coding region: 286-2733 (815 amino acids)
Biological process (GO): homophilic cell-cell adhesion
Cellular component (GO): plasma membrane
Molecular function (GO): calcium ion binding
Source: RefSeq, a predicted model, not a curated record